Meleagris gallopavo (turkey) is the source of this 1713-nucleotide messenger RNA. It is a transcript of the gene SLC18A3, whose product is annotated as solute carrier family 18 member A3. Gene Ontology annotation, molecular function: acetylcholine transmembrane transporter activity. Gene Ontology annotation, cellular component: AP-2 adaptor complex; terminal bouton; AP-1 adaptor complex. The record is from RefSeq and is a predicted model, not a curated record. Gene Ontology annotation, biological process: chemical synaptic transmission; transmembrane transport. NCBI's taxonomy places the organism in Eukaryota, Metazoa, Chordata, Aves, Galliformes, Phasianidae.
CCGGCGCGGAGCCGCGCCCGGGGCACGGCGCUGGCCUGCAUCUCCUUCGGCAGCCUGGCCGCGCCCCCGUUCGGCGGCGUGCUCUACGAGUUCGCCGGCAAGCAGGUGCCCUUCCUGGUGCUGGCCUGCGUCUGCCUCCUCGACGGGCUGCUGCUGCUGGCCCUGGCGCCGCCCUGCGCCGCGGGGGCGAGGGCCAACAUGCCCGUGGGCACCCCCAUCCACCGCCUCAUGAUAGACCCUUACAUCGCCGUGGUCGCGGGGGCGCUGGCCACCUGCAACAUCCCCUUGGCCUUCCUGGAGCCCACCAUCGCCAACUGGAUGAAGGAGUCCAUGGGGGCCAGCGAGUGGGAGGUGGGCCUCACCUGGCUGCCCGCCUUCUUCCCCCACGUGCUGGGUGUCUACGUCACCGUCCGGCUGGCCGCCGCCUAUCCACACCUUCAGUGGUUUUACGGGGCCCUGGGCAUGGCCAUCAUCGGCGCCAGCUCCUGCCUGGUGCCGGCCUGCAGGAAUUUCUGGCAGGUCAUCAUCCCCCUCUGCGGCAUCUGCUUCGGCAUCGCCCUGGUGGACACAGCGCUGCUGCCCACCCUGGCCUUCCUGGUGGACGUGCGCCACGUCUCCGUCUACGGCAGCGUCUACGCCAUUGCUGAUAUCUCCUACUGCGUGGCGUACGCCCUGGGGCCCGUCGUGGCCGGCCAGAUUGUACACAGCAUGGGCUUUGUGCAGCUCAACCUGGGCAUGGGGCUCGCCAACGUGCUCUACGCCCCCGUUCUCAUCUUCCUCAAAAAUGUCUGCCAGAUGAAACCCUCUCACUCGGAGAGGAACAUCCUCCUUGAAGAAGGACCUAAGGGACUCUACGACACCAUCAAAAUGGAGGAGCGCAGAGGCAUGGGCAAAAGCCUGCGGCCGGGGGGUGACACGGAGGAGAAUGGCACAGACUCAUAUCGCAGGGACCUGACAGAGGUGUCUGAGGAAGACUCGUCAGACUAUGAGUACAGUUAGGUCCUUCCACACGGACUGGGAAUGAGGAGGGAUGCGUGGGAGUGAGGACAGGGAGAACGAAAGCAUUACUGCAUUCCAUUUCUGUACUGAUGUGCAAUAUAUACAGUUUAGCCUUUGUCAUGAUGUAAUGGCUUUCUUCUUCUAGACUAAUUUUAAUUACUAUUUCCUUCAGCGUUCUGGUGAGGGGUGGGAGAAAUCCUGGGGAAAGAAAACUUAUAAGAGACUGUGGGCAUCCUUUAAAAAAGGAAAAAGGAACCAGGAAAAAUCACACCAGGUGUGUGAUUGUGCAAAGUUUGCUCGAGCUGAAACAGAGUGUGACAUAAUGUAUAUCUCUGUAUAAAGAAAAAGGGAGGGGGAGGGAGAGGGUGAGGAAGUAAAGCAAAAAAAAAAUCUGUAUACAAUUUUGAAUGGCGUAUUCAGGGACUUAAUAAACCUCGUGUACAUAUACUUAGAUUUUCAGUUGGUUUCAUAUAUUUAAGAAGAGCAACGACCAUCCCAGUAUUUAUCAUUCCUUAGGAAUAAACCGAAACAUUGUACUUUUUCUUGUGCCACUCUCCGGUAAGUGCAAUAUGCUGUGUUAUGUUGAAGUCCGAACUACGAGAACAAUACAAUCUGAAUAAAUGGAACUGAAAGGGAUCGAUUGUCUUUGUUACGUUGCUGAGGGCUGCUGGAGGGAGGGAGCUCGGCUCUGCUCAGCGUAACCCCUCUGCUGCC